Aspergillus costaricaensis CBS 115574 is the source of this 378-nucleotide messenger RNA. RefSeq lists its product as uncharacterized. The transcript has a single exon. The coding region runs from base 82 to 282 and encodes 66 amino acids. The record is from RefSeq and is a predicted model, not a curated record. NCBI's taxonomy places the organism in Eukaryota, Fungi, Ascomycota, Eurotiomycetes, Eurotiales, Aspergillaceae.
CCAGAUGAUGUUUGUUUGCAUAGCGAUGGCGUUUACGUCUGAUAUUGGGAUCGGCCAUGGAACAACGGUCUUCUUUUCUCAAUGUGGGCAACUCAAAAACAAAAGAAUUUUCUAGGGCUUUUAUUAUAUUUUCUUUUUCUGGGAAAGAAAAAAAGGAUGGAAAAGCGAUGGGCGGUGGUGGGAAGGGAAGGGAAAGGAAGGGAUCAAUUGAUUGGAUGGAUGGAUGUCGGUUUGACAAUUCCCUGGUGCUACUUGUUAGCUAUUCACUAUACUACUAACUAGUAUUUUGGGUUUUUGUUGGCUGGAUUGUCCAUUGUAGUAUAUAGUACUAUCGGUUGUUUGGAUGGGCUGCUGUGGUUCAUCAGUGGAUGAAAGAAC